Molecule: messenger RNA, 1418 nt
Organism: Eucalyptus grandis
Lineage: Eukaryota; Viridiplantae; Streptophyta; Magnoliopsida; Myrtales; Myrtaceae
Exons: 4
Coding region: 91-1203 (370 amino acids)
Source: RefSeq, a predicted model, not a curated record
GAUCGAUCGCCUCUCUCCACACGCUCUCGUCUUCUGCUUCUGCUUCUUCAUUUGUCGACAUUUCGCCGGACAAAGUCACCGGAGAGAGAGAUGGGAGGCGGAGGAGGAGGAGGGAACAUGCUGAGGGCCGUCGUCGGCGGCCGAGCAGCCACCAGGGGCGGCGGCGCCGGGCUCCACGAGCCCUUCUGCGCCGCUGCCACUAGCCCCAAUCCCGCUCCCGCCGGUCCGAAUUCAGCGUCCGCAAAAUCCGCCGCUUCUUCUCCUUCUUCUGCCAAGAAGAAGAAGCCCCGCAAGCUCGAUCGCGCUCGCCGCCGCUUCUCCCUCUCUUCUCCUCCUCCUCCUCCUUCCUCCGCCUUCAACGGUCUCCCGCGGCCUGCUGCUGCUGCUGCCACGGCCGGUGUCGUGAUGCCCACUUGGCCGCCGUAUCCUUCUUCACCCGAGCAGGACGAUAGCGAGUGGGUGUACGUGGACGGAAGAGGAGACGGUGAAAUCGCGAUUGGGUAUCACGAUGACGUCGUCCUCGGCCCUGUUCCUUCCAAGUGGGAGGUCGAAAACGCCGUCUCUGCUCUUCAACAGGUUUUUGACUCCACUCCCUAUCCCCGGAUUAGGGAUCGAUUUGGUCUUCCAAUGGAAGAGGAAAUAGUAAAUGAAUCUGAAGGCCAAUCAGGUUUAUGGGACCAGUGUUCUCGUGUUGGCUCAGAAAUCGACCAAGUUGACAUUGCUAAUACGUCUGAUAUGAGAACACUGCGUCCUUAUGGGCCUGAGAGAGUCUAUGAUGCUUUUAAUAUGUUAAAGACUGAGCCAGCUGUUCAGAGAAUGGUCGUUUCAUUAUCCUCAGAUAAAGCUGUUUGGGAUGCUGUGUUGAAUAAUGAGGUGGUAAAAGAGCUCAGGGAGUCAUAUCAUGCAGCUGAAAGUGAUGGCCAUCCAGAGGAAAGUCCAGAAGAGACUCCAGAGAAAAGUCCUGAUAAUUCGUACCCUGUCUUAAAUGCGGUGGGUUGGUUGUUUGAUAGUACAAGGGUAAAGCUUAUGGAAAUGAUUGAGGGAAUGGCAAACCUAGCCGGAAAGUUCUUCAAGCCGCCUGCUGGUAACCCAGAGACAAUAGCAAGACCAGUGGAUCUCUUUGGAGAUAAGCUGAGAGCAUCAUUUUUACUCUCGAUUGUGGUCCUGGUCGUUGUGGUCGUUGCUCGAGGCCGCAGGGGCUGAUCAUCAUUUGCCGACAUGACUCUGUAUGAAAGUAAUGACUACUUCCCGUAUGGUGAGAUGUUUGUGGGGUUUUAUGUGCACUCGAGAAACUACCAUGGUUCUGUACAGUAGGACCAUAUCUCCGCGUGCUUUUUCUUGUAAAGCAACGAUGCUGGAUUCAUUUUACAUUUUCUUCAAACUUGCCUUGGGAAUUAGGUGAUUUGCUUUUCAUGCUU